This is a messenger RNA of Sebastes umbrosus (honeycomb rockfish), 9965 nucleotides long. Its product is annotated as titin-like. The transcript is spliced from 11 exons. NCBI's taxonomy places the organism in Eukaryota, Metazoa, Chordata, Actinopteri, Perciformes, Sebastidae. The record is from RefSeq and is a predicted model, not a curated record. Bases 129 to 7043 code for a protein of 2304 amino acids.
UCGAUCUGAGCAUGCGCACUGAGUGUCGUACCUAACAACACAGAAACCAUAAAGCGUGUUUACGGAAUUUAAAUUGGACGGUGAGAGUUUUAAAGAAAAAGAAAAAGCGUCCUGUGAAGAAUCCAGGGAUGAAGUUCCCUGUGGACCUCCUGGCUGAUGUUAGCCAGACCGAGCUGGAACGGUUGGGUCACAACUACAUGAACAGCCUCCUCUACAGCGACCCUGAUUCUCCUGAACACCUCACCCUCUCUGACUCCACCCAGGUCACCAUAGACAUUACCAGUGCGGGUUUCGUCCCUCUGUAUGGAUCCAGUGAUAAACAGAAGAUCCUGGCCCUCUUCUCUCCCAGUGACCCACUGACUGCUGUGGGUUUGUACCUGCUGGACCAGUGGUGGGCAGUGGACGACAUUCUCAAGACGGCAGACCCUGCUCGAGAUGGAGCUGUGGAGGUGGAGACAGUAGGAGAGAGAAUAGUUUUAUACAUCCUUAAUCGUGUCAUCUAUAGAGCCAAGGAGAUGAGCUCCUCUGAAGAGCUUCCCUUCCUCUGCCAUGGAGAAAAAGAUAAUGCAAAAAUCCUCUGGAGUAAUGGAGAGGCUGUUGGCUUCUACUCCGUCAAACCCGCAGGCAGCUCUUGUAAUUCUUAUUCAACCAGAAGCUAUCUGCUCCCUGUGAUGGACUCCAUAUUUGUUAGAAAAUGUCAGCGUGGUAAAGGCUUUGGCGUCCAGAUGCUGGAGGACUUUGUGCUCAGUUUCAAAGAGGACUGUCUGGGGUUGAGGUGGCCCCUCACAAAAUCCAUGUAUAAAGUGUGUGAGAAGUACCUGUGUCAGUACCCAGGAGACACAGACCUGCUGUGGGAGGUGGAGAGCAUAGGUUUAUCCAACCAGAGGACCAAUAUCGCCAGCAAGAUCCAGGCCAUGGAUAAGAGUGUAGUAUCCAAGAGUCUGACUUUCACUGAGGAAUCACUUGUGAUUACUGAAAUGACUGAAAAGGAUAUGAUGAUGGAGGCAAUUACCACUCAAAUACAAGAAGCUGGAUCUAUGGAAUGCACAGUAGAAAUUGUGGAGGAAGUGAAACUACUGAGCGCUACCAAAGAGGCUGAAGUACCCCUUACAGCCCGGGGUAGGAGUAGUGGCUCAAAACGAAGAAAGAUGGGAGAAAAGAUUGCAGAGGACAAGUCAGAAAAAGUAAUCAGAAUUGAGGAUAUUGAAGCAGAGACGCCUAGAGAGGAGCAUGUUUCAGCGCAACAGAAGACAGAACUACAUGUCUCUGAAUUGGUGCAGACUGAGGGUAUGUUCAGUGUGGCUCCUGAAGAACAAGUGGAGGAUGUAGUUGAUACUGCACCUGAAGAAGCAGCCAUAGUGUCUGACCAACCAGCCACUGUCCUGGCCCCACAAGACCUAGAAGAAGCUGAUAUUACAUCAGGACCUACGACUGAGGAGCCACAAGCAGAAGGUGAUGCCCCACAGGAUCUGAACAACUCCUCUCAUGACUCACAGAUAACAGUUGAGAAUGUGGCAUCAGAAAUUGAGGAAGAGCUUGAGAAGGAAGACGCCGCAGAGCUGGUAGUCUCUGAAGAGGUUUUGGAUGACCACAAAGAAAAAGAAACUCUGGACGAAGUGGGAGCGGAAACUCAAGUUGUCACUGAUGAAGAGUCGGAAGAAAGAGUUACACAACACGAGGCAAGUCUAUCAACACGUGCAACAUCAGAGAAUGGUGAAGCUGGUAAAACAGAAAGAACCGUUGUAAAGGACAUAACAACUGUACAGAGUAGAACCCCCAUACGGAGAUCUACGCGGCACAGCAAGCUAGAGGAGGAAACUACAGCCCAGGAUGGAGGGCUAAUUUUGAGGGGACGAGCUCUUAUGAGCCCAGCCCCACCAAAACGCAAAUAUACCCGACGCAGCCAGAAAGUAUGUGAAGAAUUAGAGAAAGAGGUCGAAGAAGUGGCAGAGGAGAAAGACGGUUCUACAACUGAAGUAGAGGAGGAGUUAGCUGUAACUGAGGGAGAAGAACAAGAAGAAACGUCCUCCAUAAAGGAGGAUGUAGUUGAUACUGCACCUGAAGAAGCAGCUAUGAUGUCGGACCAACCAGCCACUGUCCUGGCCCCACAAAACCUAGAAGAAGCUGAUGUUACAUCAGGACCUAUGACUGAGGAGCCACAAGCAGAAGGUGAUGCCCCACAGGAUCUGAACAACACCUCUUGUGACUCACAGAUAACAGAUGAGAAUGUGGCAUCAGAAAUUGAGGAAGAGUGUGAGAAGGAAGACGCUGCAAAGCUGGUGGUCUCUGAAGAGGUUUUGGAGGACCGCAAAGAAGCAGAAACUCUGGACAAAGUGGGAGAGGAAACUCAAGUUGUUGUCACUGAUGAAAAGUCAGAAGAAAGAGUUACACAACACGAGGCAAGUCUAUCAACACGUGCAACAUCAGAGAAUGGUGAAGCCGGAAAAACAGAAAGAACCGUUGUAAAGGCCAUAACAACUGUACAGAGUAAAACCCCCAGACGGAGAUCUAUGCGGCACAACAAGCUAGAGGAGGAAACUACAGCCCAGGAUGGAGGGCUAAUUUUGAGAGGACGAACUCUUAUAAACACCCCCCCACCAAAACGCAAAUAUACCCGACGCAGCAAGAAAGUACGUGAAGAAUUAGAGAAAGAGGUCGAAGAAAUGGCAGAGGAGAAAGACGUUUCUACAACUGAAGUAGUGGAGGAGUUAGCUAUAACUGAGGGAGAAGAACAAGAAGAAAUGUCUACCAUAAAAGAAGAUGUAGUUGCAGUGGAAGAAUUAACAGAAGAAACGCAACAGCUGAAAGAUGAACACCUGACAAAUGAAGAGAAGACAGAGGAACAACAGGAGCCUGGGGUGGAAGACACUGUAGUGAAGGGGAGUUCCACAGAGCUUCCAGAUACAGCAGAGAUGGCACUAACAGAGGAAAAUGAGGAUGGAAAAGUAACCGAUGAAUCUGAGAAAGAACCAAAUGGGGAGGAGGUAGAACCAUCAGUGAUACAGGAUAAAGAAGGUAUCCCUGUUGAAACAGAGGAGCCCCCUGCAGGAGGUUCUGCUAGUGAAGAGACAGCAGAUGAGCAAGCAACAGACAAACAGAUGGAACAAGAGGGGACUGUUGACAAAACAGAAGAAGAGAUGUCAACCGAAGAACUAACUGUUGUGGAAGAAGGUACAAUUCCAAAGGCAGAGGAAGCAGCAGAGGACAUUAUACCUUUGACUGAGGUGAACAUGGAGGAGAGGAAAGAAGUACAGGAAGAGGAAGAGACUGAGGGAGAGACCGAGACUGUAUCAGUGAUGGAAGCAGAAAAUAAGGAAGAGGCAGUCAGUGUCUCUGGUGCGACAGAUGACAUUAUACAAGAGCCUGUUGCUGCUGCUGCUUCAGAAACAGUAAUACCUGAUAAGGUUCUAAGUGAGGCUGUUGUACCAGCAGCUGAAGAGCCUCAGAUAAAGGACAUUGGCUCUGAAAUCCCCAAGAUCCAGAAAGCCACUGUCAUCUUAGUGGACAUAAAAACAACCUGCCAUACUCUUAGUGUGAAGGAGGCAGAAGAAUCACCAGUUAAUGGAGACAGUGCUGAUCCAGAAAAGCAACAGGAAGAGGAAGGUGGAGGGAUGCAGGAAAACAUUCCAGAAAAAUCUGUAGAUGUGACUGCGGAGGCAGAGAUUGUCGAGAAGGAAGAGCUUGAAUCAGACAAUUUUGAAAAAGAAAACCAGCAGCAGGAGGAAGACAACAUAGGUGAGGAUAUUACUGAGAAGGAGGUAGAUGCAGAAACAGGCACUGAUGAGGUGGAAGGAGAGAUGGAAGCUGUGGCAAAGGAUACAAUCACAGUAACAGUUCCAGUGGAGGAGAAACAGUCUGCAGUUUCUGAGAUAUGUGCAGAUAGAGAGGCAGACAUUCCAGUAGGAGAUGAUGCUGAAGAGAAUCUUCCACCAGCAGAGGUAGAUGAGGCAAUGAGCUCGGAAGAGGAAGAACCACCAGUUGUUGAAACCAGAGCUCUGAGAGGUAGAACAAAAACAAGCAAAGCUACACCAGUACGCAAAUCAACAAGAAGCAGAAAGCAAGUGGAUGCACAAGAAGCAGAAAACAGUGACGAAGAAGAACCAGCAGUGACAACAAGAACACUGAGACGUGGGAGGAUAUCUGUCCCUGACACACCUAAAGGCAAAUCCAGAAGAAGCCAAAAGGAGGGAGGAGGGGCAUCUACGGAAAAGAGCACUGAUGGAAAUGAACUUCCAGUAGAAACAAGAAUUUUGAGAAGGGGAAGGAAGUCUGCUCGUGGACGCCCCAAAAAAGUCCAGAAAGAGGAAGAGAGACCAAAGGAAUCAGCUGAGGAAUCAGAGGUAGAGGAAGAAGAAGAAGAAGCAGGACUGGGAUCAGCCGAAGAGCCACCAACAGAAGGGGAUGAGGGGAAAGCCCCAGAGGAGGAUAAGAUAGAGGUGGAGAAUGAAGAACUUGUUACUGCAGAAGUGGAAAAAGGAGAGUCCGAAGAAGGAACAAUGACCAUGACUGAAGAUGAAGAGAACACAGCUGGAGUGACAACUGCUGCACAUGAUUUAGUACAAGGAGAUGCACCAUUACCCAAACCGGCUACAGACGCAGCUGUCCUUGCACCUAGUGAAGAAGACGCAGCACCUUCAGCAGAGGAGCAACAGAAUGAGGAAAUGGCACCACAUCUUUCCGAUCUCCGAACAGUGACAGUAGUUUUAGUGGACCUGCAAAAACCCCAUCAUGACGUCCAGGAAGAAACAGCAGCUCCAGACGAGUGCCCUCCUGUUCAAAAGACUGCUGCUGAGGCAGAAGAAGAGCAGAAGGAAGAAACAACGAAAGAGGAAGACAAAUUGGCACAGGAGAAUGUCCCUGGGUCCCCUGUGGGAACAGAAGAGGAAGGGUUUGAGGAUAAAGUGGAAGCAGUCUCAAUACAAGAGACCGCACUGAGCACUGAGGAGACCGCAAAAGAAGAGGAGGCUAUAAGUAGUAAUAACGAGGAGCAGGAACCUACAGUCCCCGAAACCAGAAUGCGGAGCAGUAGAAAGAAAGCAGUCGAAGACACACCAAGAACCAAAUUAGCAAGAACCAGACAGAAAAGGGGUGAAGUAGAAGAGGAGGCAGCUUCAGAAAUUCAGAAAGAGGAGCCGGCAGUUCAAGUCCGGGUUUUGAGGAGGGGAAGGAAGUCUAUCCCUGUGACACCGAGAUCUACAACAAAAAGAACCCGCAAGCAACUCCAGGAAGAAGAAGAAGAGGAAGGAGAGGAAUCUACAGCAGAGGAAGAAGAGGAAAAACAGCAGAUGAUUGAUCAGGAGAAGGGCGAGAGACUCGAAGAAAGGGAUGCAACUGAACAAGUAGAAAAUACAGCAGUAGAAAUGGGCAUAGAGAAAGAGGACACUGUGGCAGAGGAAGCUGUCAUACAACAAGAUGCUCCAGAGCAGGGACAGGCCGACAGUACGGAGACAGUUGCAGAUGAUGUCACCGAGGCUCCAGUUGGACAACAUGCUGAUGAGGGAAAGACCUCGGUUGUUCCAGAGGAAGCAGUCACAACACAAGACACAGUGGAGGGGGAACAGUCAAUGUCCACAUCCGAAGUGGCGGAAAGUGCAGCUGGAGAACGUGCACAAGAGACACUGUUGACAGCAAAGGACGACCAGGCAAAAGGUGCGUCUGAGGAGGAGGAAGCACCAGUUGUUGAAAGAGUUUUGAGAAGUGGAGGAAAGACAACGAGAGCCACAAGAAGAAGCAAAACCACAAAACAACAAGAUGUUGAGCAAGAGGAAGAGGCAACUGGAGAGAAAAGCACAGAAGAAGAUGAACCAGCAGUAGAAGCAAGAGUUCUGAGGAAGGGAAGAAAGACUGCUGCUGCCACACCUAGACGUAAAUCCAAAAGAGCCCGUACACAGUGUCCGACGGAGGAAGAUGAGGAAGAAGAAGAAGAAGAAGAAACUACUCCACCUGAAGAGAUACAAGUAGAGGAAACCAAAGCUGUGCUGGAAGAAGCUGGCGAAAAAGAGAAAAGCAGAGAUGAAAAGGUUGAAGUAAAGGAUGGUGACGAAGCUGCAGCUCAGGAAGAGGAAAAUACAGAGCCAGAAGUUGAGAUGGAAAAAGUAGAAGCAGUGGCAGAAGAGAUCAAAAAGGAGGAAAAAGAGGCCGGGCAGGGAUCACUUGAGGAGAAAGGGGAGGAGGUAGAGGAAGAAGGAAAGAUCAUGGAAAUGGAGAAAGACAAAGAUGAGAAAGAAGUUGAGGAGGGAGAAUCUGCUGUGGGAGAUGCAGAGCAGACGAAGGAUGCCUCGACUGACGAAGCAGCAGUGCUCGAAGAGGAGGACAACAGUGUAGAAGCCGUGGUUGGGGUCGAUACUGACAAGGCCGAGACUUCAGCAGCUGAGGUAGAAGAGAUAAACUCAGCUGCAGAAGUGGGAUCUGACACUGCCAUUGCUGAUGAAGAGGCUCGAGUUGAAGAUGCAUCUGUGGUGGCAGAGGAAGAAGCUCCACCUGUAACAACAAGAGCACUUAAGGGCAAAAUAAAAACGUCAUGUGCCACACCAUCACAAGGAUCCAGAAGACAGAAAGACCAAGGAGUAGUGGAGGCUCAAGAGCAGGAAGAGGAAACUUCUGAGGAGGAAGAAGAAGUGCAUCUAUUCAUUGAUGAUUCACCUCGAAGAUCCGUACGAAAAAGAACAAGAGUGGACUACAGGGAAACUGAUGAGGAGGGUGAGCAGGUUGAGACACAGGCAGCCAUGGACGAGGAGGGAGAAAAUAGAGUAGAAUCAGAUGUGGACAAAGACAGCAAGGAAGCUGAAUGUUCUUCAGAUACAGAUGACGAGGUAGACGAGGGAGACGAGCAGAGUAUGUCAGAGGAAGAGGAACCUAUAGUGAUUGGAAAAAGAGUUUUAAGAGGGAGGUCAAUUCCUUCAGUAAUAAUCACACCCAAGUCUAAAGCCAGAGGCCGCAGUGCGAAAUUGUCUAAUGAAGAAGAGAGUCCUCGAUCCGCUCAGAAGAGAAAAAAUACUGAGGUAACACCAGCUCGCAAAUCUAAGCGUCUCAGCAGAGUUUAGGAUGUUCUGAAUACUGUAAUACACAUUGACACAAACAUGCAUGUGGUAGCAUUCAGUCACAAAACUGGGAAAAUGCAAAAAAAAAAACAUUUUAAUGUUUUAAUGCAAUCUUCUGUAGUGUGCAGACUCACAAUGUAGACUGGCAAACUAUAUUUUUCAUCUUGAUUUAAAGCAAGUCUUAAAAUGUUCAAUAAUGAACAUUAACACACGUAUGGGUAAUGCAAACUUUGGAUACCGUAGAUAUUGCUGUGUAACCGGCAUUACUGAGUCAGCUCACUGACUUCGUGACUCUCCGAAGUGGCUAUAGAUAAUGAUCGGCAUUAUCCUUUUACUCUUACCCCUGGUUUCCACCUAGCGCAACGUUCCGGCUGCAACCCGUUUUUUUCGAUUUGAUAUAAUUGGGCUUGGGUGUUGCACGUUGGCUCUAUAGUGCCCCCAAUUACUUUUAACCUUUGAACGCAAUUUUGACGCCCUUAGUAUCAUCAAACUUGCAGAACUUGAGCACACAAACCUGUGAAGAUUGUGAGAAUAUAAAGCGAUUGGGUUCAUGCGUGUUUAGUGGGCCCCUAGAUGUGUGGAAGGACUUAAACAGAUAUUCACAAGAUUUUGUACCCACAUUUCUGUCAUAAUUUCGGACAUAUUUCACAUUGGCUUUCAUUAGCUUUGCACCGCCAUUUUAAUUUUCAUGUAUUUUAUGCAAACUUAUUCCAAUUCUUCCUAGAGGCUUUAUCGGAUUAAUUUCAAAUUUGGUUGGUAUAACCUUCCGACUAAUGUGACGCUAAAUAGCAAAGGCACAGUCGCUACUUUGAAGGAUGAUGUCAUAGGUCAUGUGACAGUAUGCCAUUUUAGGCACUUUACAGGUAUGUAACUCUUUGAAAUGCCUCCUAGAGGAUUCAACAGAUUCAUCUCAAAUUUGGAGCGUCAUGAUGGUAAAUUGCGAAGCAUUUGUGUUUUGUUACAUGUUCCAAAUUGACAUGGUAUGGUCUACACAUGAUAUACAGCAACAUGAGGUAUAAAUAGUUUGUGUUCUCCAGCGUCGCAUAGUGGACACAGGAAGUGGUACAACUUUUGCAAUAUGUCAUUUCCAGCGCCAUGCACGCUGGGAAUACCAUAUAACUUGUGUGUACGUAAAUGCACAGCUGCAUCGACCGGCGUCCCGCCAGUACCCCCAACGUGUGUGAAGGUGCGAAGGCCCGCUCAUCGCUGCGUGCACCUUUUAAUUGUUUUUAUUGUUGUUAUUUUGCUGUAGCCUACAGACAAAGUUAACGCAAGCAUCAAAAUGUUAGUGAAGUACUUGUGUUUUGUCCUCCUUGAUUUUGAAAUCUGGGAUGUGCUACCCUGUCACAUUUUUAUGCUCAUUGGACUUUGGGUCCAGCACGCCACCGUGAAUCCCAUUGUUGAAGCGCAACUUCCUUUACCAAAACUUAAUACAAGCAUCACAAGCAUUGUCUAGAGUGUCUGCGAUCAGCUCUGACGACCACGGCAUAGUAACGGCCGAUGGAAUCCAGGGGGUUACUUGUAACUAGUGGCCGCUGUGCGAAGGUUACAUAGUCUUACUUUAAAGUCACUGUGUCUGUGAUUCAAAAAUGUAGCUAACAUUUGAGUAUCUAGAGUGUUUACCAACCCACAAACUGUGAAAUAAGACAACCCAGUCAGUUUUUUGUGGGCUGCCCAGAUCAGAAAAAGUGAUUCAACAAGCCAUUCAGAUUUGGCUCCAACGCUGCCUAAUAUGUCUCCUUUCCUCUCUACCCCCUUCAUCUGGCCUGGGGACACUGUCUCGCAACUAUUUUUCUCCAGCAUGUGUUAUUUUUCUACAAACAAAAACCUAUGCCAUCAUGAUCACUAUAAUGACAUUCAAAUUCUACACAGUGUCCCUUUUUAAAAGACCCCCGGAACUAAACUGUGUGGUUUAAUCCUCAGAACAGUGAGACCAUGUUCACACUGAAUGUUAAGACUGCACAUUGAAGGUCUAUUGUUACUGCAAAUCUAUACUUAUUAAUCAACAUUUUUUAAAAGUGUUUUUGCCAUUUCCCAGUUUGUAUGUGAACAUCAAUUAUAUUUUUGAGUUAAAACACAAAAACAAAAAACAAGUUUGAUCAAAAAGAGACUCGAAUGGGACCACAUCGGAUUUCUUUUGACUGUUACUUAAAAGCCAUAAUUUGCAUUUUAACUUGAGAACUUUUACAAUUGAGGAAUUAAUAUUUUUAUAUUGUAAAAAUGUGAAUGACCAGUUUGCAUUGUGUAAUGCGAAAAAUCUCUCAAAUAUAGAUUUUGGUAUUUUUUUACUCAGCAACAUGCAACAAGAUCCAAUUAGAAAAAUGGUGAAAUAAAAUGAAUUGGUCUUUUUUAAAUUUGUGAAAUAUUCCAACAGAUAUUUUGUAUAGGUAUUUUGUGUACUUUGAUUAGAAAAAUAUUACCAAAAACAUGUUCUUGCUUUGUCACUAUCAGCAGAACUCAGGUCUUAAUAUUAGCAUGUUCUCUUUUUUUUUUCUUCUCCAUAUUCACAUGUAGAGAUUUUAACAUGGAGAUCCAUCUAAUAUGUAAUCACCUCACGUGUUACACUUAACUUUGUGAACCAUUAUACCCUAUAGAGAGGACAACUUUCUCAAGCCAUCAUGUAGUCAAUGUCCUCAAUCGUGUUUAUGUUGUUUUCAAUAAUGUGAUAUUAUUUAGUCUACAUUAUACGUUGUGUCAUCAUUGUCAAUUUAUUUUGUUGUUUGUAUCAUUUGGAAGCUAACAUUUAUUCAGCUGUGUGAUGUAAAACUGAUCUUUCACAAAAGUCUUUGUGCUUAUUAGCAGAUGCCUUUUAGGUCAUGUAAGAUCAUUAUUAACUCCAUUUAUUUUUCUGUGUGGAUGAACUUUUCUCUGUGAAGCUGUUUUUCCAUGAGCUGAAACUGUGGCAAAUAAAGAUUUCAGAAGGUA